CAGAUAACUACGGACGCUCAAAAUUUGAAAUGUACCGUAACGUAUUUGUUUAUUUGUUAUUUGAUCCGUAGAAGCUUAGCGGAGAUUUUAGCCUUUUGUGGUGUACUGGUUUUCAGCCUUUUUACUUGUUUCUAUAGUUCUGUAAUGGUCCAAUGGUAUAUGGUUUAAAUUUAAGUGAAGGAUUUUACUACAAUGGAUGAAACUUUCACUCUAUUUGUAAGAUUGUGCAAAGAACAUGGCAUUAUUGCCCAGGAAUCGAUAAUUAACAGAUUGAGGGAGCUUUCUCAUGGGUCUGAGACUGUGCUGGACCUGUCAAAUCACACUUUAACAAUUGAAACAUGUGCUGUGCUUGGCAAAGUGAUUGCUCAUGACUUGGCAGUUACAAGUGUUUUACUUUCUGACUGCAUGUUGGAUGAAGAAGGGGCAAAGCUGCUGCUUGCAGGUUUAGCAGAAAAUACAGUUGUAAGAGUUCUUGAUUUACGCGGUAACAACUUAAGACAAGUUGCAACUGUUGCAAUUGGGAAUUUCUUAAAGAAAAAUCAGACGUUGGAAGCUCUGUUUCUUGAAUGGAACUCAAUUGGUAUUUGGGAGAGUUCAUUCCUUGUGUUUUGUGAAGGAUUAUCUUUCAAUUCAUCCCUACAACAUCUUGAUCCGAACAACAAAAUUGAUCACACUGGAGCAAAGGAGUUGGCAAUCAUGCUUCGAAACAAUAACACGCUUCAUACUCUUGAUCUCAGAUGGAAUAACUUAGGGUUGGUGGGAGGGAGGGCACUUGUUGAUGCUCUGCGUCAAAACACCAGCAUCGUUAAGAUUGAUGCAUCUGGCAACAACAUACCAAGGGAUGUAAUGACGAGUUUGGAAAAUGAAGCAAUUCACAACGAAGAUAAAGUUCGACUGUCCACCAACACUUAUGUGAAAACUAAAACUUUAUCAAAAGAGAUUGAUUUUCUUAAGUCCGAGAAUAAGCAGCAGUUGGUUCAGUUUUUAAAUGAAAUGGAAUUAAAGAAUAGCCAGAUGAAUGUUUGUAAUGAUUCGAACAAGAAAACAAUCAACCACCUGCAAGAAACAUUAGAUGAAAGAAAAUCAGCUUUAAAUGCAUUAAGAGCAAAAUUGGAUCUAAGUGAGACAUCACUACAACUCAGUGACGAAAAAUUAAAAGAUCAGACUUUACUUUUGGAAAUUUCACGCAAAGAAAACGUUGAAAUUUCCACCAAGUUUGAAAACCAAAUUAAACAGGAAAGAGAACAGAGAUCGCAACUAGAGAACAAACUGCACUACGAAUUAGAGGACACUCAAGAUAAAAUGAAUGAAUACCGAACAAAACUAAUUGAGGUGGAACGUAAAUACACGAUGCAGAGUGAUCAGGUUACUUCACUUAAACAACAAGUUGCAGAAUUAAAAUCGGAACAUAGCGUUGUUCUUCUUGAUUACGAUACACGGAUGGAAAAGGAAAGAAAGGCCUGGAAUGAAGAAAUGAAAUCUCUUAAAUCAACUCAUGCGAGUGAAGUGGUUGAGUUGAGAUCGAGAAUGGAGGAGAUUCGGAAAUCUGAGGAGGCGAGAAAUAGCAACAUGAGAAUGAGACAAGAUGCAUUGGCGAAUGAGUUGUCUGAACUCAAUGCAAAACUUGUACAAGAACGAAGUAACCAUGAUGAUGAAUUACGUCUGCAGAGAGCAAGGUUGAAGGAAGAAGAGCAAGCCCAGGCAAGUCAACUGCAGGAAAAAAUUCGCAGUUUGAUGAGUGAAAACUCUGAAAACCUAAAGCAGAUUUCACUUUCUUCAUCCAAACUGGAAGAGGCCCAUGCAACUAAAGUAGCAACUGAUAUAGAACUGGAUGGUGUAAGACGGAUAUUAAACACUGUGCAACGACAACUAUCAAACAAAGAUGCUGAUACUGAAGAAAAGAUUAAUCAUGGUCGCCAAGAAUUGAACAAAAGAAUUGAACAAUUGAUGCACGAUUCUACCCAAUGCAGUGUUCUUCGUGAAAAAGUCACUUGCUUGGAAAAAAGAUUAGCAGACCAGGCAGCUUCAAACAAAGACUCACUUCAGGAAAAAGAGAAAAUAAUUGAUCACCUCAAGGAGCAACUUCGAAUGACAAAAUCAGAAAUGGAGAGAGUAAAAGAGGAUGAACUAUUAAGAGCUACAUCCUUACAGAAUGCUAUUCUCUCAUAUGUACAAGGAGUAAAAAAGUCCAGUUCAACAACUAAUUUGUAAAGAUUAUACAUGUAAAUAGGUCCAAAGGUAAUGGGCCAACUCUGAUCCUAAGUCUUCUGGUGUGCUUUGCUAAACAAAAUCACCUUUUAGGAAAAGAGAUUUACAGCUUGCUGCACUAGAUACUUGAGAUAACAAUUUUAGGAUCUGUGUUAUCACAUUAUUACCACACCCAAAAUAUUACUUGGAGUCCUUGACCCUAUCGCCUUCUGUUAUAGGUAAUGUAUUUGUACCAACAGUUAGAUUGGUUUUUAAUUUCAUGUAUACUUUUUAUAUGCAUUUUAGUUUGUUAAAAUAUUUCUUAGUCUCACCGAUUAUUAAAGAAAAUAUUACAUGCAGUUUAAUGUUGACCAUUUAUUAAUUGAAUAUUUACAAAAUGUCAUUAUUGGUAAUUACACCAGGAAACAUAAUAAAGAAAAAGAGAUAAAACUUAUAUAAUAAAACACACAAAAAAAUGAAAUUUAUACACAAAAGAAUUACAAAAGCAGAGUCGAUUAAAUAUGUUGUAGCGACUUCCUACCUCCUAUUCAAUGUGCCAAUUUUGCUUUGAACAAUUCAGUAUUAGAUCACUCCAAAAAAAAAGAAUAAAUCAAUUAUUUCAGUAAUCUAAUCUUUAAUUUAAUAGAAAUAAAGAUGAUUAACAAUGUGUAUUAUUAUACAACAUAACCUUUAUUAAUCUAUUUUUUGUUUACAUUAAUUAAGCUUUUAGUAAUACACAAAAACGAAAAGUAACAGUAAAAUAACAUGCAUUAACACGCUUGCGCUUGAAACAGUAGUAUACAA
Ciona intestinalis (vase tunicate) is the source of this 2991-nucleotide messenger RNA. The record is from RefSeq and is a predicted model, not a curated record. Lineage: Eukaryota; Metazoa; Chordata; Ascidiacea; Phlebobranchia; Cionidae.